AUGGGGUCAAAAGUGCAAGCUCUGUCCUCAGCCUCUCACGCCUUCCCAGCUUUCUCAGCCCCAGGGAACUUGUCUAGCAAAACCAUCGUGAGGAGCCAGAGCAGCAGCCGCUGUGGCUUUAGUUCCAGCUCAGCCAGAGUCCCUGGGCUCAGCCGCUCCGGCUUCAGCAGUGUCUCUGUGUGCCGCUCCAGGGGCAGUGGCGGCAUUGGGGCAGCGUAUGGAGGAGCUGGCUUUGGCAGCAGGAGCCUCUAUGGCCUGGGAGGUUCCAAGAGGAUCUCCAUCGGAGGGGGCAGCUGUGCCAUCGGAGGAGGAUAUGGCAGCAGAGUUGGAGGUGGCUUUGGCUUUGGAGGUGGAGCCGGCAGUGGAUUUGGUUAUGGUGGUGGAGUUGGUAGCGGUUUUGGGCUCGCUGGUGGAGUUGGCUUUGGUGGUGGCUAUGGGGGCGCUGGCUUCCCCGUGUGUCCCCCAGGUGGCAUCCAAGAGGUCACGGUCAAUCAGAGUCUCCUCACUCCUCUGAACAUGGAAAUCGACCCCACCAUCCAGCGGGUGAGGACGGAGGAGCGUGAGCAGAUCAAGACCCUCAACAACAAGUUCGCCUCCUUCAUCGACAAGGUGCGCUUCCUGGAGCAACAGAACAAGGUCCUGGACACCAAGUGGACCCUGCUCCAGGAGCAGGGCACCAAGACAGUCAGGCAGAACCUGGAGCCUCUGUUUGAGCAGUACAUCAACAACCUCAGGAGGCAGCUGGACUCCAUCCUUGGAGAGAGAGGCCGCCUGGACUCAGAGCUGAGGAAUAUGCAGGACACAGUGGAGGACUACAAGCACAAAUAUGAAGAUGAAAUCAACAAGCGCACAGCAGCAGAGAAUGAAUUUGUGACCUUGAAAAAGGAUGUGGAUGCUGCCUACAUGAACAAGACUGAACUGCAAACCAAGGCAGACAGCCUCAUCGAUGAGAUCAACUUCCUGAGAACCUUGUACGAGGCCGAGCUGGCUCAGAUGCAAACCCACAUCUCAGACACUUCUGUGGUCCUGUCCAUGGAUAACAACCGCAGCUUGGACCUGGACAGCAUCAUUGCUGAAGUCAAGGCCCAGUAUGAGGAGAUCGCUCAGAGAAGCCGGGCUGAGGCUGAGUCCUGGUACCAGACCAAGUAUGAGGAGCUGCAAGUCACAGCAGGCAGACACGGGGACGACCUGCGCAACACCAAGCAGGAAAUCGCUGAGAUCAACCGCAUGAUCCAGAGGCUGAGAUCUGAGAUCGACCACGUCAAGAAGCAGAGGACCUCUAUCAGAGGGGGCAGCUGUGCCAUCGGAGGAGGAUAUGGCAGCAGAGUUGGAGGUGGCUUUGACUUUGGAGGUGGAGCCGGCAGUGGAUUUGGCUGUGCUAGUGGAGUUGGUAUUCAUUUUGGGCUUGGUGGUGCUGGCUUUGGUGGUAGCUAUGAGGAUGCUGGAUUCCCUGUGUGCCUCCCUGGGGGCAUGCAGGAGUUCACCAUCAUCCAGAUUCCUCUCACUCCUCUGAACCCCUGGAAAUUGACCCCACCAUCCAGCAGACGAGGCCUGAAGAGUGGUAGCUCAAGAUCCUCAACAAGUUUGCCUCCUGCGUAG
This is a messenger RNA of Chinchilla lanigera (long-tailed chinchilla), 1599 nucleotides long. Its product is annotated as keratin, type II cytoskeletal 6C-like. The coding region runs from base 1 to 1599 and encodes 532 amino acids. Gene Ontology annotation, cellular component: keratin filament. Gene Ontology annotation, molecular function: structural constituent of skin epidermis. Gene Ontology annotation, biological process: keratinization; intermediate filament organization. Lineage: Eukaryota; Metazoa; Chordata; Mammalia; Rodentia; Chinchillidae. The transcript is spliced from 8 exons. The record is from RefSeq and is a predicted model, not a curated record.